UUUUGCUUUUGGACAAACAUGCCUCUGACUGUAUUUUUACUUCGGGGCAUUGUGGUCCUCUGGAGCGGCUGGGCUCUAGUGGGCUAUGCAAAAGGAGCCUUGGGAGACAACCAUGUGCACUCCAGUUUUAUUUAUAGAAGACUCCGGAGCCAUGAAAGACGGGAAAUACAGAGGGAAAUUCUCUCUAUCUUGGGCUUGCCUCACAGACCAAGACCUUUUGCACCUGGAAAACAAGCGUCUUCUGCGCCUCUCUUCAUGCUGGACCUGUACAAUGCCAUGGCCAGUGAAGAAAACUCAGAAGGGCCUGAGUACUCGGUGAGGACAUCCCUGGCAGGAGAGGCCAGAGGGGCAAGAAAAGGGUACCCAGCCUCUCCCAAUGGGUCCCGGCACAUCCACUUAGCUCGAACGCCUCCUCUGAGCACCCAGAGUCCUCCUCUAGCCACCCUCCAUGACACCAACUUUCUGAAUGAUGCUGAUAUGGUCAUGAGUUUUGUCAACUUAGUUGAAAGAGACAAGGAUUUUUCUCACCAGCGAAGACAUUAUAAGGAAUUUCGGUUUGAUCUGACUCAAAUUCCACACGGAGAAGCAGUGACAGCAGCUGAAUUCCGGAUCUACAAAGACAAGAGCACUAAUCGACUUGAAAAUGAAACGAUUCAGAUUAGCAUAUAUCAGAUCAUCAAGGAGUACACGCAUAGGGAUGCAGAUCUCUUCCUGUUAGACACAAGAAAAGCCCAAGCUUUAGAUGUGGGUUGGCUUGUCUUUGAUAUCACUGUGACCAGCAAUCACUGGGUGAUUAAUCCACAAAACAACUUGGGCUUACAGCUUUGCGUGGAAACCAGCGAUGGACGCAGUAUCAACGUAAAAUCUGCUGGUCUCGUGGGAAGACAUGGGCCUCAGUCAAAACAACCGUUCAUGGUGGCUUUCUUCAAGGCAAGUGAGGUACUUCUUCGAUCUGUGAGAGCAGCCAACAAACGGAAAAACCAAAACCGCAAUAAAUCCAGCUCUCAUCAAGACUCUUCUAGGAUGUCCAGUGUUGGAGAUUAUAAUACAAGUGAACAAAAACAAGCCUGCAAGAAACACGAACUCUAUGUGAGUUUCCGGGAUCUGGGAUGGCAGGACUGGAUUAUAGCACCGGAAGGAUAUGCUGCGUUUUACUGCGAUGGUGAAUGCUCCUUUCCGCUCAAUGCCCACAUGAAUGCUACCAACCAUGCCAUAGUGCAGACUCUGGUUCACCUGAUGUUUCCUGACCACGUUCCAAAGCCUUGCUGUGCUCCAACCAAAUUAAAUGCCAUCUCUGUUCUGUACUUUGAUGACAGCUCCAAUGUCAUUUUAAAAAAAUACAGGAAUAUGGUUGUGCGCUCAUGUGGCUGCCAUUAAUCCUAAGUGAUUCUGGUAGUGAUGAUCUGUAUGAAAGUUUAUGACAACAAUAA
Messenger RNA from Castor canadensis (American beaver), 1430 nucleotides. It is a transcript of the gene Bmp5, whose product is annotated as bone morphogenetic protein 5. Gene Ontology annotation, molecular function: growth factor activity; cytokine activity. Gene Ontology annotation, cellular component: extracellular region. Lineage: Eukaryota; Metazoa; Chordata; Mammalia; Rodentia; Castoridae. The record is from RefSeq and is a predicted model, not a curated record.